GCUCUCUAUUUGUAUGCCUAUAGUCGGCAUGGAAGUCAGCCGGUUUGUUUGUAAUGCUUCGCCAUUUCUGCAUAACCUCUAACCGUGAUAACUGAUGACUCGCUGAUGUAUUUAUGUAGUUCUACACCAACGUUCCAACAGACAGCUAGAUAAUGGCGUCAGGAUUAGAAAGCUAUGUGAAUCAUACAGUUUCCAUUAUUACGUCGGACGGUAGGAAUUUUAUUGGCACAUUGAAAGGUUUUGAUCAGACCAUUAAUAUAAUUCUGGAUGAAUCACAUGAGCGGGUAUACAGUACAACACAAGGAGUGGAGCAGGUCGUCUUAGGUUUACACAUUAUUAGAGGAGAUAACGUAGCGAUAGUAGGAGAGCUAGACGACGAGAUGGACGCGCGAUUGGAUCUAUCAGCAAUACGUGCUGACCCUCUAAGUUCUAUUAUACAUUGAUGUAUUUGAAAGCGUAGAUUAAAUCAUCGCUUAUUUUUUCUCGUUCAAAUUUCAUAUAAAAACAAUUGAGCGCAUUAGAACAAAAAAGAAUUACAACUUUUAAUAUAUAGGUUGUAUAUUGUACAAAAAUCUUUCAUUUCUCAUAUAUAGACACGUUUAUCAUAUAAUUGUAUUUUAAAAAGUGCACAGAGUUAAUACAGCGGUAUUUACAUCAUUGAAACAAACUAAACUUUACGUUUGAAUCAAUAAUUCUUGUCUGUACAAAAAUCUUGCUAUACAUAAUAUAGUAAACUUUACUGUUUACAAAUAUAAUUUGACUCUAUACCUAUAUAAUGUAGCAAUAUAUUAUAAUAAACAAAAUUAUGUAAAUUAA
Pogonomyrmex barbatus (red harvester ant) is the source of this 816-nucleotide messenger RNA. RefSeq names its product U6 snRNA-associated Sm-like protein LSm8. Gene Ontology annotation, biological process: mRNA splicing, via spliceosome. NCBI's taxonomy places the organism in Eukaryota, Metazoa, Arthropoda, Insecta, Hymenoptera, Formicidae. The record is from RefSeq and is a predicted model, not a curated record. Gene Ontology annotation, cellular component: U4/U6 x U5 tri-snRNP complex; U6 snRNP; precatalytic spliceosome. Gene Ontology annotation, molecular function: mRNA binding.